Molecule: messenger RNA, 5188 nt
Organism: Rhea pennata
Lineage: Eukaryota; Metazoa; Chordata; Aves; Rheiformes; Rheidae
Gene: KANK3
Product: KN motif and ankyrin repeat domains 3
Exons: 10
Coding region: 157-3321 (1054 amino acids)
Biological process (GO): negative regulation of actin filament polymerization
Cellular component (GO): cytoskeleton; cytoplasm
Molecular function (GO): protein binding
Source: RefSeq, a predicted model, not a curated record
GCGCCCGGCGCAGCCGAGCUCUGCCUCGUGACUCCGCACGCUCGGAGCUGGCAGCGCCUCCUCGGAGCCGAAGCCCGGGCGGCCUCGGCCGUCCCAGGCCGGGCUGCGAAACAUUCCUUAAAUGUACAAACCAUCCCCGGGCUCACGGGCGGCUCGAUGCUUAAUCCGCCCGGGAAGCCGGCCCACGGCGGGAGCGGGGCCGCGCCGAGCCGCGCCGGCUCUCGCGGCCGGCAGGGCUGGAGGGGGGCAGGCGCCCGGGGCCCGUCCCGCCGCGGCGUUCCCCGGCGCGGGCUGCGCGCGGAUGGGGCUCACCGGCCGGCGCCCGGCCGGUUUCGAAGGCGUCGCCGAAGCGGGACCCCGCUGUCGUUGCAGGUUGAGGGUCCCCCGGUCGGCGGCGUUGGCGUCCCCGGGCAGAAGAUGGCUCAGCCCGCGCACCUGAACCAGAACCUCCCAGAUCUCGGGGGCCCGUUCUUGUACAGGGACCAGGACGAUGGGGAGAAGAGCUCGUAUUCGGUGGAAACCCCCUACGGCUUCCUCUUGGAUCUGGAUUUUCUGAAAUAUGUCGAUGACAUCGAAAGCGGCCAAACGCUCAAGAAAGUGCCGCUGCCUCGGAGGGCGAAGGCGGCCAGGCAGCAGCCCGGCGCCCUGCGCAGCCCCAGCAGCCAGGCCAGCGGCUGGACGUCCACCGAGUCCCUCACCUCCACGACCAGCGAGGAGGGGAGGACCACGGUCCUGCUGUCGCCACGUGCCCGGGCGCCCCUGGAGACUCGGGAGCCCCCGAGCAAACAAGUCUCCCACCCUGUGUCUCCGACGCCGGCGCUACGGCUGCUCCCCCCGCCUGCCCGCAAGUGCCUCGUGCAAAACCCCCGGGUGGAGAAGACCUUGCUGGAGACGAGCAGAAGGCUGGAGCAGGAGCAGGGCCAUUUGCUGGAAAGCGGGAACGUCAUCGAGCCCGGACCACCUAGUCCCUCCCAGGGCAGCAGCUCGGCCGGCCCCGGCGGGGCGCCCGUUGCCCCAAGCCAGCCGCCCGCGUGGGUCCCCUCCGGCGGGAACGGCGAGGGCCAGGCCGCGCUGAGCCCCUCGCUCACGGGCUCCACCAGGAUGAGCCCCUCCACCUCGGGGCACAGCACGCCGGCCACGGGGCUCAGCGCCGCGCAGCUGCAGCACGUGCGGGAGCAGAUGGCCGCUGCUCUCCGGCAGCUCCGGGAGCUGGAGGAGCAGGUGAAGACCAUCCCCAUCCUGGAGAUGAAGAUCUGCGAACUCAAGCAGGAGAAGGAGAAGCUGCUGGAGAAGCUGUCCGUGGAGCCCAGCGAGGCUUUCCGCUCGCCCUCGCGGCUGCCCAGCGCCGGGGCGGUCAGCGGGGGCGAGCUGGAGAGCGACGCGGAGCCGGCCAAGGCGCGAGUGAGUAAAAUCGCGGAGCUGAGGAAGCUCACGGAGAAGCUGUCCGUGUCGGAGCGGAACGGAAAAGGCAGUCGGGCCGCCGGGAGGCCGUGCCGCUCCGUGGCCGUGGGCGAGGACCGGGACAUGAGCGACGCCGUCUUCUACUACCGGUCGCAGCGGCCGGGCUGCUCGGCGCCGGCCGGAGGGGAGAGGGAGAGGAGGGACGUCGCGGUGUGGGUGCUGGAGUCCUCGCUGGGGCUCCCCACCGAGGCCGAGAGGGAGCUGGAGCUGCUGCAGCACACGGUCGGCCACCAAAAGGAGGUGAUCGCCCUGAUGGAGGGCCACCUGCGGGAGGCCACGCGGGAGCUGGAGGAGCUGCGGCUGGAGGUGUGCGCCCGCCGGCCGCGGGCGCUCGCGGACAAGGAGGUCACGGCCAAGCCGCAGGUGGCCGAAGCGCUCGUGGAGGCGGCGGUGCCGACGCGGAGCCAGGCCGCCGGCGACCCCGUGGAGAUGGCGGACCGGGGCGUGAGCUGCUCGCCGCCGACCGCCUCCGUCGGAGUCGGGUGCCGCCUCGAAGGGAAGGACGCGGCGGUGGGACGCGCGGAGAAGGGCGUCCAGGCCGACGGAGGGGCCGCGGAGCCGGACCGCGGCGCGGCCGACGCCGGAGGCGGCCGGAGACAUCCCGAAGAGCGCGGUGCCACCGAGCCGGAGCCGGGAAGGAAGGAGGGCGCCGGGCCGGGCAUCCCGGCGGCGCCGGAGACGGGCCACGAGGAUGCGGCGGCGGGGGACGGCGGAGCCCCCCCCAGCCCGGCGGCCGGAGCCCUCAAGUCCAUCAUGAAGAAGCGGGACGGCGCCACGGGCAGGAGCGAGGCCGAAGGCAGCAAGAAGAGCCUGCAGUUCGUCGGGGUGCUGAACGGCGAGUACGAGAGCACAUCCAGCGAGGAGGAGGAGGACGAGGAGGAGGAGGACGAAGGAGACAGCUCCUCCGAGAAGCUCUCGGCCGACAGCUCCGGCAGCGACGCGCAGGACGACGCGGACACCUCGGACGAGGGGGGCGAGAGCGACGCGGGCAGCCCGGAGCAGGGGGACGGGGACGGCGCCUCCGUGCCGGAGCCCGCCGAGGUGAAGGAGAAGUUCGAGCUGAGCCCCCGAAUGCGGGAGGCCUGUCUCAUCGUCAAGAGCCACCUGGGCCACCCCGGCGCAGCCAAGAGCAAAGAGGCGCUCGCCAGCAGCAGCCUGGUGCUCCAGGAGUGGUUCCGCGUGUCCAGCCAGAAGUCAUCCGUCCCCGACACCGUCGCCAACCACCUCCUGGCCUUCGCCGAGGUCUCGCCGGCCCUCCUGGCCCACGUGGUCAACCUGGCGGAUGGGAACGGCAACACGGCUCUGCACUACAGCGUCUCCCACUCCAACUUCCACAUUGUGCGGCUGCUGCUGGACACCGGGGUCUGUAACGUGGACCACCAGAACAAAGCCGGCUACACAGCCCUCAUGCUGGCGGCGCUGGCAGCGGUCGAGCAGGAGGAGGACAUGAACGUGGUCAGGAGACUCUUCAGCAUGGGCAACGUCAACGCCAAGGCGAGCCAGGCCGGCCAGACGGCGCUCAUGCUGGCCGUCAGCCACGGCCGGCAGGAGAUGGUGGAAGCCCUGCUCGCGUGCGGAGCUGAUGUGAACCUGCAGGACGAGGAGGGCUCGACCGCGCUGAUGUGCGCCUGCGAGCACGGCCGCGUGGAGACGGUGAAGCUGCUCCUGGCUCAGCCCACCUGCAACAUCUCCAUCGUGGACAGCGAUGGUAACAACGCUGUUGCCAUCGCGCUGGAGGCCGGCCACAGCAACAUCGCCGUGCUCCUGUACGCCCACCUCAACAGCACGAAGACACAGCCACCGCAGGGGAUGUCACCAACAGGCACCAAAAGUCCUGGGAAUCCAAAGAAACCAAAUUAGAGCAACCUUCAGAUCCAGUGCAUACUCAGCUGGUUUCCAUCACUGCUGGGCUGUAAUUUAUGUCCUCCCUCCUGCCACUCCUGUGUGCUGUAUCACUCCCUGAGGCUGCAGAGGUUUUUAUUCUACUAUCAGCAGAGCAGGCACCAUCCCUUGGGCUCGCUCUCCUGCGUCUGCUGAAGGGAGCAGCCUGCACUCGACUGCCUCCUUCUGCAAAGUGACAGAAGAGCUAAAAGUCAAGUGACCUUGGGGUAGGAAAUGCAGUGAGCUGAAGCCAGCCCUGUCCCCUCCCGGUCCCCAUCAGCCCGGGUUCUCAUCACAAUCCCCGGAGCUGUGCCAGCUUGGAGCCCUCUGCAAGUCACAACAACAGAAAACAAACCCAGCCAAAACAGCACACGGUUUGCUCUCUGCAAGCUCCCGGCAGCUUGGAGAAGGCAGCGGAGCGAGCGUCGGGAAGCAGGGCUGCGAGAGGGCGAACUCCAGCUCAGCAGGCAGAAGAUGCAGAACCAGAGACUGCAUCCAGCACUUCUCUCCUACCUGGCGGUGCCUCUGACACAAGCCGGCAUGUCGUCCAGCCUCUGGCAGCUGCAAGCUCUGGUAGUAAAUCUGUCACCAGACCUAGCAGAACAUGCUUUUGUCUUUUCUUCCCUCAGAAGAAAUGAAAAACUUGCAGGUUUCAGUGUUUUUAAAUGGAAGACUGACACCAACACCCCACCCCACCCCCAGCUAAAGCCAAUAGGAAAAGGUCAAACUAAGCAUUUUUGCCAGGGAAGAAAAGUGCAAGAUCUCACCAAAUUGCCUGCUUGAAUUCCUCUUGGUCUCCAUCGCUUCCGCGGGCUGGGGAAGGCAGAGCCUCACUGAUUGACCAGGGAGGGGACACAGGACAGCUGAUUACCACCGCCUUAUAAAUACGCUGGGAGCACUUCCCAACUCAAAUACUUGCUCUCUUUAUUGUCUGGCAUUUCCUUUCCCAGCUGACACCUGAAUUUUCCAUAGCACAUGAACAUGAAAAAAGAAUUAUAUUGCUUAGUCAAAAAGCACAGUUCAUCAUCGGAUCAGUCAAUGCUUUGCUUUGCUCAUCAGGAGCAAAUCUGGCUGCUCAAGGCUGCAGCCAGCACGUUGACAGAAGGUGGCCACCAGCCAUGAAUUCAGAGCUGGAGACUGCGCGCAGCCCUUACCCCACCUGGGAGCAGGGGCCUUCCCUAGAGGGAGACAGAAAUUACCCUGUAAACAUUGACCAUUCUAAACUCUUACCUACUGUGAAGACAGCUAGAGCCAACACGUAAGUCCCUUUCUGCCCACUUUCCUUCUCAAGGGGGAGGAGAGUGGCUGAGGAUAGCUCCAGGAAGGAGCUGUGAGGGUUCAGAAAGCCUAGGGCCUGUCAAGACGGAUGUGGAUGUAAACGUAUGCGUUUGUGUCUGUGUGCACGUGUGUGUGUGUGCAGCAAGCCAGGUGGGAACACACGAGGUAAGGACUAAGGACUGGGAGAAUAAAAGGCUUUUGCAUGCGAAGCAGGCUCUGCUCUCAGAAUCCUUCACAAAGAAGGAAAGCAGUGCCGCAGCCUCCACUUCUGUUCUUGGCCCAUCUUCCUCUCUUAACGUUGCUUUUGCACCACACAGACCUGGUCUGAGCCAUACUAUAAGCGGGGAAAUACUCCCCAAUAAACCUGUUCUGGGCAAUACACCCUGCUGUUCUUGCUGUGGACCUGUUUCAGCUUUGCACAGAGCUUAAUCUAAGAUGCUCACAGCAACACCCUAGUACACUGCUCUGUAUGUAACUCAUAUUCACUGCUUUGGUUUCACAUUUGUUUACUGAUAUUUUAAUAUUGAUGUUUAUUUUUAAGAUACAAAUAAAAUUUAAAGUAAAAUUA